Colletotrichum karsti is the source of this 2229-nucleotide messenger RNA. Its product is annotated as serine arginine repetitive matrix protein 1. The coding region runs from base 1 to 2229 and encodes 742 amino acids. NCBI's taxonomy places the organism in Eukaryota, Fungi, Ascomycota, Sordariomycetes, Glomerellales, Glomerellaceae. The transcript has 4 exons. The record is from RefSeq and is a predicted model, not a curated record.
AUGAAGCAUCUUUCACUUUCCGAUAACCAGCGAGGGGCCGAUCAAAUCAACUUCCAUGCUAGCAACCCUGCUCCAUUAGACGUCGGCGUUGGCGCAAACGGCAUAGCUGACCCUCUCAACACCACGAUCGCGCAUCACAGCUAUCACCAGCUGUCGCGAACGCGUUAUCUCAUCCACUUCGACAACUCCGCACUGCUCUCGAGCUCUCCAGCAUGGAUCGCGACAGGAGAAGCAGGUACGAGGACGGCGAGGUUACUCGGUAUGGCGCUGGCGAGUCCUGGAGACCCUUUCCUAGAGGCGAGAGGGGCGGAGCAGGUGACCGCUCUCCUCGACGAGCCCGAAGCCCCCCUCGAGACCGUGACAGAGAUCGCGACCGUGAUCGCGACCGCGAUCGUGACAGAGAACGUGAACGAGACAGAGACCGCGACCGGGACCGCGACAGAGACACCAGAGAUCGCGACAGAGACAGAGAUAGGGACAGGGAUAGGGACCGUGACAGGGACCGCGACAGAGAGCGUGCCCGCACUCCUCCUCCCUUGGCCUCCGACAGCUACGUGCCCGGCAGGUCUCCACGACGCAGGUCUCGAAGCGCCGACCGCUACCGACGCGACAGAUCCCGGGACAACAGAGACACCCGUCCACAAAGUGACACCUGGCGCAGGCGAGACCGCACUCGAAGCCCCUCCCAUCGGCAGGUCUCCCGCCAUCCGAGACGAGCGCAGUGAGCGUGCCAGAUCACCGCCUCGCCGUGACAACAGAGACAGAGACAGGGAGCGAGAUCGUGACCGCGGCGACCGGGAGAGGGAGAGGGAAAGGGACCUUGAUCGACGGGACGACAGGUACCGCUCGUUGCCCCCCUUUGCGCAGAGCCCAGUCUCAUCCGUUCCCCUUAGAAGACGGUCGCGCUCGCCGUACGGCGCUCGCGACAGGCCUCCUCGUGACAGGACUCCGCCCAGGAGAUCCCCUCCACCCCCGGCAGCCCGAGGCGGCUACCGACCGCGGUCUCGUAGCACGAGUCGUCGCGGCGGUGAGAGAUACCUCGGGUCCUCUUACAGACGAGCGUCUCCGCCUCGAGAUUCCGGCAUCUCGUCGGCCAUCACGUCUCGGUCAGCUUCAGGCAAGUCGUCACCGCAUCCUCCCUCCUCUAUCCGAGCACGUUCGCGGCCGCAAUCGAGAGAACGGGAACAGCGGGAGCGGGAGCAGCAGCAGCGCGAGCAAAGGGAACGCGAACGCGAACGGGAACGGGAGCGAGAGCGCGAGCGAGAGCGGGAUCCCACACCCCCCCUCCAGACCGCCGGUGCCUCUGCCGCAACGUCGUCGGCGUCCUCAUCCGCGACGACGCGCGAAGCACCGCCCCCCUCGACCUCGAAACCUUCCGCCGCCGCAACCCCCACCGCCGCCUCCGCCGCCGCCGUCGUUACCCCUCAAGAACCGACGACGGCCCCCGCGCCCGUGGCCAAGACGCCUCCUCGAGGCCCCGCCGCUUUACGUGCUCCUCCAACCGGCCCUGCCGCGACCCGAAACUUCUCUGCGCCCGCCGGCUCACCAGCUGUUCAGCCACCUAGACACCCGCAAACCCCGAGCGUGCCGCCCCCGCCCUCCCGCGCAGACGCGACGAGUCCCACGAUCCCUCCUGCUGGCCCUCGAGGCUACGUAGCUCCAGCCCGCGGUGGAGGCGGUAGCGGAGGAGGCGGAUACAGCAACCGACCGGGACGAGCCUCCUGGUCUGCCGCUCCGCCUCGCCAGGCCCCAGUGCCCACAACCUCGCCCUCCGCAACCGGCAACGGACCUUCUGCGAUCCCCACAGGUCCGCGCGCCAACCCCUCUAGUGCUAGUACACCGACGAACCCAGCACCGACUCCGAAGGCCUUCAAUCCGCCCACAGGCCCCUCGUCGCAGCAUGGCGGUGCCCCAGGCCAGCGCCUCACCCUCGCGCAGAGCAUGCUCGCCACCCUGCCACCCAUCAUCCCGGGAGGCAAGAUCGACCCGUCCCUGCUGCCGACGACCACGGGCAUCACGAGGGAGAUCGAGCCGCACUACAAGAAACUCAAGGCUGAGGAGGAGAAGGCGCGGGCCGAGCUCGACGCCAAGCAGGAUAAGCUCCGCCAGAGCCUGCAGGUUUGGGAUAAGCUAGAGAUGGAGUCCAAGGCGUGGAAGACGAGGGUCGAUCUCAGCGAGCAGAGCCUCAAGAGCCUGGCCGGCGAGGGAUUGGGAGGGGCAGCUUUUUAA